Messenger RNA from Triplophysa dalaica, 3552 nucleotides. Its product is annotated as NACHT, LRR and PYD domains-containing protein 3-like. Lineage: Eukaryota; Metazoa; Chordata; Actinopteri; Cypriniformes; Nemacheilidae. Gene Ontology annotation, molecular function: protein binding. The transcript is spliced from 6 exons. The record is from RefSeq and is a predicted model, not a curated record. The coding region runs from base 375 to 3281 and encodes 968 amino acids.
ACGUAAACAGACCAAACUUUCAGAUCCCCUGCUAUCCAAUAAAGUAGUCAAAUCACUGUUAAACGUUUAGAAUGAGAUCCAGAGCAGGUGAUGUGUAAAAUGACACGCUGAGAAAUUAGGGCGUGUCCCACUCAGACCGGUAGGCGUGUCAUACAGAAGGGGAGUGUCUGGGAGAUUUCCUGUUGAACAUAUAAAAAAGAACUGAAAGAAAGAAAAAGUGUAACUUUAAUCUGCAAGCAGAGAGGCUGUCAAACAAAGGAGCUUUUGACGUGACCCUUCUACUGCCCAACACUGCUGAAAGACAUGGUAGAUUUAGGACACGCAUGCUUCUGCUUUGACUAAACCCUCUGAGCUGAAAUUCCUAUUGGACAGUCAUGGGAGGAUCCGGUCCUGAUGAGACUGCGGAUGUGAUUUGUGGCGUUUGUUGUGAAAAAGCUGUGAAGUACUGUGUGACCUGCAGCAGUUCCUACUGUCAGAUCCACAUCACUCAACACACAGACCUGCAGAAACACACACUGGUGGAUCUGAAACAACAACAAUCACAAGAUGAUUCUGAUAUUCUGCAGAGAGUCAAAGACAUUCACAAAACCAGCAUGAAGAACAAGUAUGAAAGUUUAUUUGAGGGAAUCCAACUCCAGGAGAAUAAAACCCUGCUGGACAAGAUUUACACACAACUGUACAUCAUAGAGGGAGAAAGUGAAGGAGUGAAUGAAGAACAUGAGGUGUUACAGAUGGACAAGGAACCAAAGUCGCUGAAACACCGUAAAUCCAUCCACUGCAAAGACAUCUUUCAUCUCUCACCUGAAUCCAGAUGUGAUGAAGGGAAGGGAAAAGGAAAGAUUAAGAGCGUUCUUACUAAGGGCAUCGCUGGAAUCGGUAAAACGGUCUCUGUGCAGAAGUUCAUUCUGGAUUGGGCCGAGGGAACAGCCAAUCAGGACGUAGAUUUCAUGUUUGUGCUUCCAUUUCGAGAGCUGAACUUGAUUCGAGACGAUCACUACAGUCUUCACAAACUCCUGCUUGACUUUCAUCCUGAACUUCAAGAUCUGCAGCAGAAGAUUUAUGAGGAGUGUAAAGUUGUGUUCAUCUUUGAUGGUCUGGAUGAAAGCAGACUUCAGCUGAAGUUUGCAGACGGUGAGAAAGUUUCUGAUGUGACUGAGACCUCAUCCGUUGGAGUGUUGAUGUCAAAUCUGAUCAAAGGAGAUCUGCUUCCUUCUGCUCUCAUCUGGAUCACCUCCAGACCAGCGGCAGCCAAUCAGAUUCCCUCUAAAUACAUCACACGUGUGACAGAAAUCCAGGGGUUCAAUGACGCUCAGAAGAAGGAAUAUUUCAGGAAGAAGAUCAGCGAUCCACAGCAAGCCAGAAGAAUCAUCUCCCACAUUAAAACAUCGAGAAGCCUCCACAUCAUGUGUCACAUACCGGUCUUCUGUUGGAUCUCAGCCACUGUGCUUCAGAAGAUCCUGAAAGACCCUCACAAUGCAGAAAUCCCUAAAACUCUGACUGAAAUGUACAUUCACUUUCUAAACGUUCAGAUAAAUGCGAAACAUCAGAAAUAUGAUGAGAGAGAUGAGAAAGAUCCAGAGAAACUCCUGCAGUCCAACAGAGAAAUGCUUCUGAAACUAUCAGAACUGGCUUUCAAACAGCUGAUGAAGGGCAAUGUGAUGUUUUAUGAGGACGACCUGAGAGAGUGCGGCAUCGAUGCCGCUGAAGCUGUGAGAUAUUCUGGGAUGUGCACACAGAUCUUUAAGGAGGAUUCUGUGAUUUAUCAGAAGAAGGUUUACUGCUUCAUUCAUCUCAGCUUUCAGGAGUUUCUUGCUGCGUUUUAUGUGUUUCACUCACAUUUAAUAACCACAACCGAGGCAUUGAAGAUCUUCGAUGCGCUUCACAAUUUACUUGAAGGAGCCGUAGAGAAAGCCCUGGAGUGUGAGAACGGACACUUGGAUCUUUUCUUGAGAUUUCUGUUGGGUAUCUCACUGGAGUCAAAUCAGAGACUGUUACAGGGUUUACUGACCCACACAGAGGAGAGCGCAAAGAGCAUCCAGAAAACUACGACAUACAUUAAAAACAAAAUCAAAGAUGGAUGUGGUCUGUCAGCUGACAGGUCUAUCAAUCUGUUUCUUUGUCUGUUUGAAAUGAACGAUCAGACGCUUUACACCGAGAUUCGAGAGUUUCUGAAAUCAGAGGGAAACUCAAGACAUCGCAUCUCUGCUGCACAUUGUUCAGCGAUAGCCUACAUACUUCAGAUGUCAGAGCAGGUGCUGGAUGAACUCGACCCUAAAAAAUACAACACAUCUGAAGAGGGUCGAAGGAACCUGUUACCAGCCCUGAGAAACUGCAGGAAAGCGCUGUUUGCUGGCUGUAAUCUUACGGAUCAGUCGUGUGAAAUUGUGGCUUCAUCUCUACGGCCCUCAAACUGUCCAUUGAGAGAGCUGGACCUGAGUAACAAUGACCUGCAGGAUUCAGGAGUGAAGAUACUCUGUGCUGCACUGGACAAUCCACACUGUCAAUUGGAAAUACUGAGUUUAUCAGGCUGUUUAGUGACAGAGGAAGGUUGUGCCGCUCUGGCUUCAGCUCUGAGAUCAAACCCGUCACAUCUGAGAGAGUUGGAUCUGAGCUACAAUCAUCCUGGAGAGACAGGAGUUCAGCUGCUAUCUGUUCUACUGGAAGAUCCACAUUACAAACUGGACAAACUCAAUCUGGAUCACGGAGAGCAGUUCAGGCUCACACCAGGAUUACGAAAAUACGCAUGUGAUCUCACUGUGGAUCCAAACACGGCACACAUUCGUCUCCUCCUGUCAGAGGGAAACAGAAAGAUAACAUGUGCGCACACGGAGCAGCCGUAUCCCGGUCAUCCGGACAGAUUUGAGCGUUACGAGCAGCUUCUGUGUAAGGAGAGUCUGUCUGGACGCUGUUAUUGGGAAGUGGACUGGAAUGGCUGGAGUCACAUAUCAGUGACAUAUAAAGGAAUCAGCAGGAAAGGAGGCAGUAACUGCAGGUUCGGACUGAAUGAACAGUCCUGGAGUCUUUACUGCUGCGACACGAUUUACUCUGCGUGGCACAAUAAGAAGAGCACAAACGUUCCUCUUCCUUCAUCUCCCUCUCACAGAGUAGGAGUGUAUCUGGACUGGGCGGCCGGCACUCUGUCCUUCUACAGCAUCUCUGACUCCAACGCGCACAUGCAAACAUACACGCACAUAUACACAUUCUACUUCACGUUCACUGAGCCCCUCUACGCAGGAUUCGGACUUUAUUCAGAUUCUUCAGUUCAUCUGUGUGAGAUGUGAGCGAACUGGAAUCCGUUACCUCUAAUGAGCCACGAUGGAUCUCAUGGAAAAAGAUAAAGACGGAGAGAUAGCAGACACUGGACCACACGCCUGAGGACCCACAUGAGCUGCUCAACCACUUUUGAAAACAUACGCAGAACGUGUGAAUUGUAAUGGUCCCUAAAACGCAUCAAAAAGCUCCGCCAGAUGCUCUUCAGAUAACUCAAAGUGGGACCUUUCAAACUAAUGUUAAUAAUAAUGUUUUGUGAUAUGUAUAUGUACAAGAAAUAAA